CGUACAUCGUCAUCAAGUGGUAGUCAAACAUCUUCGUCGGUGAAUAUGCCCGGCACCGGCAGAAUGGACAUUGAACAUUUUCCAUAUAAAGACAGGAUCCCUAACAUCAUGAUGCCGUUCCUGGACGGGUGGAAUGAUGUGGUUGCAGAUGGUAACUGUGGAUUUCGGGUUGUGGCUGAUGUGUUUCAGAUGGGUGAAGACAACUACGGUUUAGUGCGUCAGUUGAUGUACAGUGAAAUCGCCUCAAACCGAGCUGUUUAUCGCCACGUGUACGGACAGGACUUGGAUAGGUCUCUGCAGCGUAUCCGGUGGGGAGGAGGACGUUGCGGUCAAAAUCAUUGGUUCGACGCGCCCCUUGAUCUCUUCGCCGUUGCAAACAUCUACAAGUGUGCAGUGAUGCAUUUCGGCCUUGGUUUGCAUGGUCGAGCUUACUAUCCGUGUACCACGGUUCUGCCUUGGUGUUCGCGUGAGACCGUCACCAGACCGGUAAGAGAGGUUGCUAUUGGAUUUCUGGGGCCGUCAUACAGACAUUUCAUCCGACUGGACCUGUCACCCGAUUUUCCGGUCCCACCGAUUAUACCAACGUGGUACACCAUUCGUACAGCAAGCGUAGAGGGCUGGGAUGCGUUAUAUCAUGACCGGGUGCAGCAGUGGAACAAUCUAGUUGCCUUUUCUAUGUGACCUAAUAUUGCUAUUGCUAUGUUUUUCCCAUUUAUUUAAUUUUCGGAUUCUAAUUUUCGUAUUUAGUUUUCCCAUUUAAAUGUGAACCUGUAUUUAGUUUU
Molecule: messenger RNA, 782 nt
Organism: Chenopodium quinoa (quinoa)
Lineage: Eukaryota; Viridiplantae; Streptophyta; Magnoliopsida; Caryophyllales; Amaranthaceae
Exons: 2
Coding region: 46-681 (211 amino acids)
Source: RefSeq, a predicted model, not a curated record